Messenger RNA from Fonticula alba, 2148 nucleotides. RefSeq lists its product as hypothetical. Gene Ontology annotation, biological process: nucleotide-excision repair. The transcript is spliced from 11 exons. NCBI's taxonomy places the organism in Eukaryota, Rotosphaerida, Fonticulaceae. The record is from RefSeq and is a predicted model, not a curated record. Bases 155 to 2014 code for a protein of 619 amino acids. Gene Ontology annotation, molecular function: double-stranded DNA binding; ATPase activator activity. Gene Ontology annotation, cellular component: transcription factor TFIIH core complex; transcription factor TFIIH holo complex.
UCACGCCCCCUCCCUCGCGCCCCCUCCCUCGCGCCCCCUCCCCCCCGACUCCAACCUCGUCUUUGUCUGCUUCCCCCCCUGGUAGGGCGAAGUCCCGCUGCUCCCCGGGCUAGCCUCCCCUCUUGGGACUCUGGUGACCGAGUGCCACGCGAGGAUGGCUCCGGCCUCCGCGUCUCCCGCUGGCUCGGGGGAUCUCCUGCCGCUGGCGUCGCUGGCGCCGGCGCCCCGGAUCGGCCUGGCAGCCGACGGCGCCGGGCUCUGGGAUUUGUUGUCGCGAGCGGCGGCGGCGGCCGGCCCGGCCGACGAGCUCUACACCGCUUCCGGGCCGAGCUGCCUCCUGGCCUGGCGCACGCUCGGCCUGCUGGCACCGCCGGCCGACGGCCCGGGUCCGAGCGACAGCACUCCCCCCGGGACUGACACCUCCUCGGUUGGCCAGCUGCUUGUGCUCCGGUGCAUGCUGUUGCAAAUGCCGGGCGAUGAUGUGCCCGGAUCCGGGCCCCAUGUGUCGAUUGAUACCCUCCGGGGGUGGUUGCCCGGUGGCAUGGCGGCGCAGGCUGGCCCGACCGCCGGCCCCCGGGCGGCCGAUGCCCUGCUGCGGACGGUGCUGCGCCUGCUGCUUGAUCUGCGCAUUGCCCAAGCUCUUCCCGGGCCCUGGGAGGCAGGCCCUCCCGCCGACCCGGGGGUCCUCCUCCCGGAGGCCAUUCGCCUCAGUGGGCACUUCCUUCAUUCGAUGCGCCUGAUCUGGAGUAACCAGUCUUGUCCUGGAUUCGGGGCCGUUUCGCUGUCGCCUCCUCUGGCGCGUGGCUCGACAGCCGCCACCUGCCUCCGGUGUGGUCCUGAGGCUGACACGCGCCUGCGCCUGGCCGGACGCUCGGCGACCCUUGGCGACUACUGUCACGCCGUUUCACAGCAUGUGGCCCUGCUGGCCUUCGUCCUGAACCCUGCCUCGUCGCACUUGGCCGAGCGCCUGCUAACCCCCUUCACCCGGGGGGUUUUGCUCCAAGCCGGCCUGGUCCGCCCGUCCGAUGGCUCGGCGGAUCCGGCGAUCAUCACCACACCGGCCGGCUUCCGGUUUGUGCUGCUCUCGCCGCGAGCACAAAUCCUGAGCCUGGUUACCUUCUUCCUGGACCUGGUUGAGGCGGCCGGCGCCGGGCCCGGUGCCGUGGUCGAGUGCCUGCGGAUUCUCUUUGGUCUGGGGUUUCUGGGCGAGGAGCAAACCGCUCCGGUGACCGGCCUGCCGGCGGCCCGGUGCGGCACGCAUUUGCCCACUCUGCUGGCUCCGGAUCCCCUGGCUGCCAUUCGCGCCUCGGCUCCCCUGGCCUUGUUGCACUUCCUCUCGGAUGUUGGGUGCGUGGCGCCGGCCCCCGGGCCGGGGCUCCGAGCGACCGGACUCCUCCGCCUUCUAUUCCAGGAUCACCACCACACUCGGCCAAUCGAUGUGGACGCACGAGGCCAAAUGGCAGCCGAGUGCGCGGCUCUGCUCGAGGCGGCACCCGGUAUGCCGCCGCUCGGCUGUCCCUCACUGGGCCCCGGGUCUUCCUGGCCCGCUGCCAGUGGCUUUGUCAUCGUUGAGUCGAACUUCCGCGUCUACGCUUAUACCGCUUCUUCCGCGCACGUGGCUCUUCUGUCGCUUUUUUGCACCGGGAUCCAGCGCUUUGCCGAUCUCUUUGUCGGGGUCAUCUCCCGCGGUUCAAUCCUCCGUGCGGUGGAGAUGGGUAUCACCAGUGCCGAUAUCAUUAAAUUCCUGUUCAACUACUCUCAUUCAUCCACACUCGGCCGGACACACCGCGUGCCACCAACAGUGCUGAUUCAAAUCAGCCUCUGGGCCGCCGAAAUGGAGCGGAUCUCCACCGAGGAUGUCGUGCUCAUCACCGACUUCAAGUCCGAGCGCGAACUCCAUCAAAUGCUCCGGCGCUUCCCACGGCCGAUCUUCUGCGACCCCGCACGGCAACUCCUUGUGGUCAGCCGCCCGAGCUAUGAAGCGUGGAUGCGCUCGAGACAGGCGUCCCGCUGAGAGAGACAGAGAGGGGGAUGUCCAGCUGGGCAUCAUCCUCCUCGGGAGCCGCCUCCAAGGCGCCCGACGCCGGUCGCGGGACCUUGGCUUUGUCAUUGGCGGCCGGACCCUGCAUUGCACCCGGUUCCCCCCCC